Messenger RNA from Osmia bicornis bicornis, 1719 nucleotides. RefSeq lists its product as uncharacterized. The coding region runs from base 1 to 1719 and encodes 572 amino acids. The transcript is spliced from 3 exons. Lineage: Eukaryota; Metazoa; Arthropoda; Insecta; Hymenoptera; Megachilidae. The record is from RefSeq and is a predicted model, not a curated record.
AUGACCUUUGAUCUGGCGCGAAUAACCAGCGACGAUACGAAGUACCGUUACGUGGUGACGAAUUUGGACCACACUGUACUGCCCUUCGUCAUGGAUGUAUUGGCCUCUCCACCGGCGCGUGGUAAAUACGAGGAAAUAAAGAAACGGAUCAUCGAAGCGUUUGAUGAGUCCCACGAGACUAAAUUGAGGAAGCUGCUGCGAGGAAGUGAAGUGGUGGACGAGAAACCCUCGCAUUGUUUACAGAGACUUAGAAACCUGGCUGGUGGGCAAGUCGAAGAAAACGUUCUGCGUACGCUCUUUUUGGAGCAAUUACCGGAGAGCAUGAGAACUGUUCUCGCUAUUAGCGAUACGGCGGAUCUGCAACGGCUAGCGCUCCUAGCUGAUAAGAUUGCAGAGAUGUCUGUGCCGAGGGUGGCGGCCAUUGAAGCAUCAACCCCUGUGAUUCCACCACCGUCCACCAGGAUAGAGGCGCUGGAGGCUAAGGUGGAGAAGCUAGUCUCGAUGGUGGAGACGCUCACUGCGCGACAGUCCCGCCAACCCUAUAGGUCCCAGCCAAGAUGGCGGCCACGCGGGGCGGAUAUCUCCGUAUUGCCGCACAGAUCGAUAAGAGGAGAACCCGCCAUUACUGACUCUAAGAUUUAUGCGGCGAAUGGCACUCCGAUAAGUACAUUCGGAUCGCGGAGGUUGACUCUGAACCUUGGAUUGCGUCGUCCGUACACGUGGGAGUUCAUUGUCGCGAAGGUUCAACAGCCUAUAAUCGGUGCUGAUUUUCUCAAGCGUUUCGGUCUUCUGCUUGAUUUACGAAAUAAGAGACUGAUCGACGAAUUAACUAAAAUACAAACUACUGGUUUUUUACAGACGGCGACUCAAACUUCACUGACGACUGUUGACAUAAACAACCCGUACAGACGACUGUUACAGGAAUUUAUUGCUAUUACUCGGACAGUACAAAAACAGGAAGUUCCCGCCCAUCAGGUACGUCACCACAUAGUAACCAGGGGCUCACCGGUCGCGGAAAGGGCGCGAAGGUUGCCCCCGGAAAAAUUAAAGGCAGCAAAAGCCGAAGUUGACCACCUUAUUGCAGCAGGGAUUUGCCAGCCUUCUAGUAGUCAGUGGGCAAGUCCAUUACAUAUGGUCCAAAAAAAGAAUGGUGGCUGGAGACUAUGUGGUGACUACCGGCGUCUAAACAGCAUUACAGUCCCUGACAAAUAUCCACUUCCUCACGUGCAGGAUUUCGCACAUAGACUUGACGGAACGACAGUUUUUACUACUUUAGAUUUAACGUGGGCUUAUCACCAGAUACCAAUCAAUCCAGAGGAUCGAGCGAAAACCGCCAUCAUCACGCUAUUCGGGCUAUACGAGUUUAAUGUGAUGACGUUUGGGUUAAAGAACGCAGCACAGAGUUUUCAAAGAUUCAUGGACGAUGUACUCAGAGGUUUGAACUUCGUUUUCUGUUUUGUGGACGAUAUUUUGAUCGCCUCUGCCAAUGAGCUUGAACACAAGGAGCAUUUAAGGUGUGUUUUUGAAAGGUUAAAGGCUUACGGGUUAUCGAUUAAUUUGUCGAAGAGCGUUUUUGGGGCACAUUCCGUACAGUACCUGGGGUACCUGACAGACUCCAUGGGAGCCAGGCCUGUACCGGAAAAAGUUGAAGCCAUUAAAAAUUAUAAUAAGCCAAAGACAAUAGCCGAUUUGCGCAGAUUUUUGGGCUCCACUUCAUAA